Messenger RNA from Chironomus riparius, 1493 nucleotides. The record is from the annotation of a GenBank genome assembly. Lineage: Eukaryota; Metazoa; Arthropoda; Insecta; Diptera; Chironomidae.
AUGGAAACUUGUGAAAGAAGAUGCAGAAUAUGCCUAUGUGUUGAAGAAAGUGAAAAAUUAACAAGCAUAUAUGAAGAAAAGGAUGUUUCAUUAAAAAUAUAUUUAUUAACGCAAAUUAAAAUUAUGGAAUAUUGCAUAGAAGGAUUUCAAGCUUUAAUCUGUAGGACAUGUUUAGACGAACUCUUUAUUGCAAGCAACUUUAGAUGUAAAGCAAGAAAAACUGAAGAGUAUUUAAAGAAACAUUUAAAACUAGACGAAGCAAAAAUUUUAAAUAACUUAAAGAAUCUUGAGUUCAAGCUUGAAUCUGAUGAUGAGAUUAAGUGCGAACCGAGUUUUGAGUUAAUUGACAAUAUAGAUACAAUAUUAGGGAAUCAUUAUUCGACAUUUGAGAAUGUCAACAUUAAAUCAUACCAAGAAACAGAAAAUUUAAAGUUGAAGAAAUUGAUUGUGAAAAGAAAACGACCGAAAAGAAAUGCCGAAGAAGAUGAUAUAAUAGCCGAACGUAGCUCUUUAAACAAUUCUAUAUGUACCAUUGAAGAAAAUAUCAAUUAUGACUGCAAAUAUUGUAGUAAAUCGUUCAAACACGAAACCUAUCUUAAGCGUCAUAUUACGCGCAUUCAUGGGCAACUUUUAGCAAAAUCCAGAGUUAAUAUAAUUAAGAAUGACGAAAAUAAUCUCUAUUGUGAGAUUUGUCAGCAGUUCUUUACGACUCGAGGAAGCUUACAGAAACAUAUGAAAGUAAAGCAUGAGUAUGUUGAUAUCAAAGAUCGAUAUGUGUGCGAUUAUUGUGGAGAUCACUUUGUAAUUAAAUAUUAUCUUAUACGUCACAUAAGAGUGAGGCAUUUAAAGACGCACGUUGAAAAGCGAAUAACGGAUUCUCCAAUUCCAUGCGAAGUAUGUGGAAAAAUCUUAAGGAAUCGAGGGCUAUUAAAACCACAUAUGAGAUCACAUCAGAAAAUGACACCAAAUGAUUAUUGGUAUUGUGACUUGUGUCCAAGGAAGUUUAAAACUAGAGGUGGAUGCACUUGGCAUAUUCAGCAAAGGCACGUUCUCAAAACUACAUUUAAUUGCCCGUAUGAGAAUUGUUCAGUCGUUUAUAAAGGGAAAUGGGAACUAAAAUGCCAUAUUAAAUCAAAGCACACUAAUCAACGAGACUUCCGUUGCGAAAUUUGUGGUAAAGGCUUUUUGGAUAAACAAAAGCUUCAAAUUCACACGCGAAUUCAUACAGGUUUUUGUCUAUUUAAAUAUUUUUCGCGACUAUAUAUAUAUAUAUAGGUGAACGUCCACAUUGCUGUCAUUUAUGUACUGCAACAUUUAUUCAUCAAACUGAUUUAAGGAGGCAUGUAUGGAUGCACACAUCAUAUAGACCUAUAAGAUGUUCAGUUCCUAAUUGCGGCAAAGGAUUUAUGAAGAAAAGUGAGCUUGUGAAUCAUACAAAUAGAUGUCAUGCAACAACACAGGCAAUAACUUUCAAUUCUCAAUAUGCUCAAUAA